This is a messenger RNA of Haemonchus placei, 2244 nucleotides long. The record is from the annotation of a GenBank genome assembly. Lineage: Eukaryota; Metazoa; Nematoda; Chromadorea; Rhabditida; Trichostrongylidae.
AUGUUGACCAGCACGUUCCUCUUAGUUGCUAUAGUGGUAGCAUCUUUGGUGCCUUUAACAUCUGCUCAAGAUGAUGAUGGUGAAAUAAGUUUGGCAACGACCUUCCAAAUCUGUCCAGCUAACCAAUUUAUGAACGACAGGCUUAGAGGACUGGCAAAAGAGGCACACAACUAUCGUAGAGGACGUCUGGCACGAGGGUUGGUUUUCAAUAAGAAUGGGAAGUACCUGCCGAUGGCAGCUAACAUGAGGCAGUUGGUAUACAAUUGCACUCUAGAAGAUAUGGCUGACAGAUUCGCUAGGUCCUGUCGACGUGGACCGGACCCAAACCUACCCUCUGGUGUGCAACAAAAUUAUUUCUUCAUACCAAAAAGUAGAGCUAUUUAUCGUGUGGACGCUUUACGACAGGGCAUAAAAUUCUGGUGGAGUCGACUACGACAGACUGGUGGAAUCGGUCAAAACGUCACAUUCAAGACAGGAAACGUGGGCACGCCAGUCGCACGUUUUACCAGGAUGGCAUGGGCAACUACUAUGUCAUUGGGAUGUGGUGUAGCAAAAUGUCCCAACGACUAUUCAGUUGUGUGCAAUUACGCACCUGGCAACUAUGGCGCUGGAGCUCUCCAAUUGGUAGUAAGAUUACAGAAAUAUGUUGGUAAUACUGCACUUGGCGUCACUGUGUUCUCUACUGCUGAGCAUAUCCACAAAAUUCAUCAAUCACUGGCGUCAUCAUCAGCGUUAUGGGCACCCUCAAUCUCAGAGGAGGAAGGAAGCAGUAGCUUCGAGGAUGAUAGUGAAGAGGAUACCAUCACAGUCUUGGCUUCAGAAGCAGAGAACAGGAUAUGCCCAAACAACACCGGCAUGAACGACAGGCUAAGAACGAUUGCAAAGGUUGCGCACAACUACAGAAGAGGGCGUCUUGCUCGGGGAUUGGUUAAGAAUAAGAGAGGAAGGAACUUGCCGAAAGCAUCCAAUAUGAGAGAACUGGUAUACGAUUGUGGUCUUGAAAGCAGUGCUUACGCAUUCGCUGAGACUUGUACCCGAGGGAAGGACCCAAGCCUCCCCUCUGAUGUACAGCAAAAUCACUUCUAUUUCCGAAAAGACCGAAAAGGCAAAGAUGGAAAGACAAGAAUGAUCAGUACUCGCAUACGUGCUAUGAAAGUGGCAAUAAGGCAUUGGUGGAAGCAAUUGAAAGUUUACGGUGGUGUUGGCCAAGAAGUCACUUUCAGGUCUAAUGACCAGUACAAACCGAUUCAACAAUUCACCAGGAUGGCAUGGGCAACCACUGACUCGUUGGGUUGUGGUGUAGCAUCAUGUGGAAACUUCUGGUCUGCAGUAUGUCACUACAAACCUGGCUAUUACAGCGGCUUUUCCACAGAUUCACCUCGCGCUCGUAUCGCGAGUAAACUCAGAGGACCCGUCUUCUUCGACUUCACCAUCUACAGUGAAAUCAAGCAGCACGAGCACAACGUCAAAGAGUUCAACCAGCAUGAGCAGCACUGCGGAGAGCUCAUCAACAGCGAGUUCAAGCAGUGUGAGCAGUACCGCGAGUACAAUGUCGACUACAACAGCUGCUGGUGCAGCAGAUUUCUAACGCAUCCUAUUUCAACAGGCAACAAGAUCUGCCCCAAUAACAUGAACAUGAACGACAAAAUACGACUGUUCGCAAGAGAAGCGCAUAACUACCGCAGGAGCCACCUUGCCCAAGGAAUGGUAAAAAAUAAAGCAGGAAAGGACUUGCCGAAGGCGUCCGAUAUGAGAGAAAUGAGGUACAACUGCGACUUAGAAAACAGCGCUGAUGCAUUCGCUAGGCAAUGUACUCGUGGAAUGGACCCAACCCUACCCUCUGGUGAGCAGCAAAACCACUUCUAUUUCAUGAAAAACCGUUUGCUUAAAAAUGGAACUACUGUACCAGUUACUACCCGCGUUGAAGCUAUGAGAACGGCUAUAAAGCACUGGUGGAAGCAGGUAUAUGUCGAUGGCGGCAUAGGUAAAGAUGUCACUUUCACAUCAUACAACCAGGGAAAACCGAUCCAGAUGUUCACUAGGAUGGCUUGGGCGACUUCUGACAUGAUGGGUUGCGGUGUAGCAUCAUGUGGAGACUAUUGGUCAGUUGUAUGCCACUACAAACCUGGAGGCAAUAUUCUCAACGAACAUCUUUAUAUGAAAGGCGCUCCAUGUUCGGCCUGCCCUGGUGACAUGUUCUGCACCACUUCAAUGUUAUGCUCUCCUGUUAGUACAGUAACGUAA